AUGAUGUUUGCGUGCGCGCUGCCAUUGCAGUUCUGGGGCGACGCAGUGCAGUGCGCUGUCUACAUCUUGAACCGCAGUCCGACGCGAGCGAAUGCGAAGAGAGCGUCACCUAUCGAGGUGCUUACGGGCAAGGUGCCAGAUCUGCGCAGCAUUGUCGUUUUCGGAUCGUCUUGUAGCGUCUACCGCGACCCGCGUAAGAGCUCGCUGCAGCAGCGUUCGCAGACAGGCAUCAUCGUGGGCGUGAGCGAGGAUACGAAGGGUUACAAGGUUCUCCUUCAGCGAGAGAGCAAGGUGGUCGUCACAAAACACGUAAAAAACAUCUCCACGUUGUCCGAUGCGCAGAACGAGCAACUACAGCGUGCGAAGAAGGUCGGAUAUCGAGACGACAAAGCGAAAGAUACAGCUUCUACAACAGAGGCAUUAGUGACGACUCGCGACGAUAAAGGAGGAGCUCAAAAUGGUCGCGAAGGUCGCAAGAAGAGCAAGAAGCUGUGGUCGCGACAAGCCUACGGAACGCGCGGUGCAUCGAAGCAAGAGCAAGCGGCUGCGCGCCAGGAGGAGCGAGCUAAGAGCGACGAGGUAAUCAGCGCAGUCUUCGAGCGCGAUCCGCGCAACUAUAGUGAAGCCAUGCGCAGCUUAAGGCGUGCUGAGUGGAAGGCGGCUAUGCAAGAAGAGAUCGCUGCGCUCGAGAGCAACGACGUGUGGGUCGUUACAAAGCGCAGCCCGGGCGCGAAUAAUCUUCACUCCAAGUGA
This is a messenger RNA of Peronospora matthiolae, 753 nucleotides long. Lineage: Eukaryota; Oomycota; Peronosporomycetes; Peronosporales; Peronosporaceae. The record is from the annotation of a GenBank genome assembly.